This is a messenger RNA of Culex quinquefasciatus (southern house mosquito), 3043 nucleotides long. Its product is annotated as tetratricopeptide repeat protein 39B. The coding region runs from base 856 to 2649 and encodes 597 amino acids. The transcript is spliced from 11 exons. The record is from RefSeq and is a predicted model, not a curated record. Gene Ontology annotation, molecular function: protein binding. NCBI's taxonomy places the organism in Eukaryota, Metazoa, Arthropoda, Insecta, Diptera, Culicidae.
GUUACUCCUGCUCAAUCUCUCGCGAAGCGGCAACGCGACAACACCGUGUACAUUAUUCCCUCGGAAGCAUCAGGCGGAGAAAGAGAGUGCUCAACACUCAGUGCGGUGUAGAUCCGACCAGAAGACCAUCAUUGGAAAAAUUUGCACCGAGUCUGACAGGCGGUCGGUCGGAAGGGAUAGUUGGAACUGUUUCAACCAAAUCGUACAGCUAAUAGAGAGGGUCGUUCUGAUGGAUGUGCAGCAGCAGCAGCAGUAGCAGAUGUACGGGCCGGAUGUGGAGUUUUGACGGCGCGAUACGACAAAGUGCAAGCAAUUUUCAUAAAGCAAAAGAAUAGUGCGUGGGUGGACAAAGAGGAAAAAAGGAGUGGAUGGUAGAGUGAAAAUUUUCUUCAUUGUCGUCGGAACUCAACAGUUUCGUCGCGCCAUCACUAAUAGUGAAAUGUGUGUAUAGUCAUCAGGCUUAGCGUGUGAUUCUCCGCCAGAAGAUCAAUCGAUGAACUUCUAAUGUGAAAGCUUCGCAUCAAAUCAUCCACAAACGACGUCACCGUAGGCUAUAAAUAGCUCUAAAUUUGCACUCUACUACUUACUAGUGACGGCGACUGCAGCAGUAGUAUCAAUUAUUCAUGUGAAAAUCCACUGAAGAAAAGAUCAACGUACUCGCGCAAAAUUUGUGCUGACCUGUGAAGCAAUUCCUGCAGCAAAUACAGCAGCUGAAUCCCUUACCAUUUUUUUCGCCAACUUAAGGCCUCAGGUCAUUGGCUGGAGUUGUGGUGGGCAAGUAGCUUGCGCACAUUUAUUUUUCGCGAGUUGGCGAAAUUUAAUCGAGCGUAAACCAACAACAAAUUUGAAGUCGGUAUGGCGGCGGUCAGCGGAACGCAGUUUCAGCAGCACAUGGAAGACGACGAGGACGAUUUUCAAGAUGCUUGCGAUACAGAAGGGCCAACCCCGUCCUGUUCGAUGGAUUUGGAGGCGGCCCUCGCCGAGGCCAAACUGGGGGUGAAUUUGUUCUUCAACAACAAAUUUACGGAAGCGGAAGCGCUGAUGAAGCCAUGGGCAACUUCGAGCAUGUACCAUUCCGUGGGAAACAGCGUGUUUGCCUAUCUGGAAGCCAUGCUGACGUUCGAGCAGCAGCACAUUGCGGCCGCAUCGGACGCCCUGAAGCAGUGUCUGACCGUGUGUGGCCGGUUCCGGAAGAAGAACACCCUCACCGAGACGAUCGGCAAGACGUUCAAGAAGGUCAACUACGACCAGUACACGGACGUGGAGGCGCACGCCGAGCUGUGUACGGCCGAGGCGAUGCUGCUGAAGGCGAUGCUCACCUUCAUCGAGGACGAAACGUUGACCAGCCUGAUCAAGGGCGGGAUGAAGAUUCGGAACUGCUUUGCGAUGUACAAGGAAUGCCACAACAUUCUCACCCAACGCCAGUGGGAGUCGGAGAGCUCGCGGGUGCACUUCGAGAGUGGCGUCAAGAUGGGGCUGGGUACGUUCAAUCUGAUGAUCUCACUGCUUCCCGGACGGGUUAUUAAACUGCUAGAAUUUAUUGGAUUCUCCGGGAACAAGCAAUCAGGCAUGCAAGACUUGGUCGCCGGAAGUCAGAGUUUGGGCAUCCGGCAGGUGCUGUGCGUGAUGACCCUGUUGGGGUACAACCUGAUCGUGUGCUACGUGCUGAGUCACAAGGAGGGCGAUCUGAACUUUUGCGACGAUCUGCUGGCGAAGCAGCUGAAGCAGUACCCGGACGGUGUGUGGUUCCUGUUCUUCAAGGGUCGGCUCGAGUUUAUGAAGGGUAAUCUGGACGAGGCGUUGAUGUGGUACAAAAAGUCCUGGAAAUCGCAAAACGUUUGGCCUCAGUUCCAUCACCUGUGCUUCUGGGAGUUGCUGUGGGUGAACUGCUUGCGGUUAGACUGGCGAGAAUCGCUGCUAUUUGCCACGUAUCUGGUCGAGCACAGCAAGUGGUCACGUACGAUCUACACAUAUCAGAAGGCUUCCAUCAUGUGCAUGAUGAAGCGGUCGGACCUGACCUCGACGGAGCUUCGCACGCUGGACGGGCUGAUGAAGGAGGUGCCAAAGUACAAGCAACGAAUCGCAGGUAAAUCACUUCCGAUGGAAAAGUUUGCCUGCAAGAAGACGGAACGGUUCUUCGCCCAGCAGUCCUUCCUGUACGUGCCGGCGCUGGAGCUGAUGUACCUGUGGAAUCUGUUUAAAAUUCUCGGCAAACACUUCCCGCUGGCGGACGGCGUGUUCCGGAUAGUGGAAGAAAAUUUGAACGAGCUGGAAGCGCGACAGCAGAAGAAAGCCAGCAGUCCAUUGACGCCGUACGACGUGGACAACAAAGCGUUGCUGUUGCUGCUGAAGGGAGCCAUUCUGCGUCAAAUGAACAGUCCGCUACAGGCACUCAAAUGCCUUGAAACGGUAGUCUCCAUGUUCAAAGAUCUCAAGGAGGACCUGUACCUGGUUCCCUACGCCAUUGUGGAAAUCGCACUCAUUUACGUGGAUCAGGGCAAGAAAGAGCAAGCCAUAUUAGCCCUGGAAGACGCUAAGAGAAACUACAGCGGCUACUCGUUGGAAUCGCGGCUUCAUUUCCGCAUCCACACCGCGCUGAUUGACUUGAAAGGAAAGAGCUACGAAAACAUUCCCGCCGGUGCUGAUUAGGAAGGGGGGACAGAGUCACCCCGUUUCUACAAGACCAAAACCAUAGUUACGAACAGCUUCUAGUCCACGCGCGUGUGUAGUUAACAGAUCGUUGAAAUCGUUGAGAUGCGGCGCGCACGAUUUAGGAUCGUUGCAUUUAAAAAUGACAAAAGAUUGUACCGAAAAUGGCGGUAAGAACACCCACAGACAGACAUCAACGAACUCACUCCUAGAAUAAUCAUCAUUGCCGAUGGUAAGUUUCGAGCCCCUUGACCUUCAUCUGCGUUGUUCCGUGCAAUGAGAAGCACUUUCUAGGAUACUAUUCUAGUUUUAGGUUAUUCGUUUAUUAUUUUCUGGAGGGUUAAUUCCAAUAAAGAGCACCGUAAUAUUAAAGUUUCCAACCGGAACGAUUUGA